Euleptes europaea (tarantolino) is the source of this 853-nucleotide messenger RNA. RefSeq names its product proteasome 20S subunit beta 5 (gene PSMB5). The record is from RefSeq and is a predicted model, not a curated record. Gene Ontology annotation, molecular function: threonine-type endopeptidase activity. Gene Ontology annotation, cellular component: proteasome core complex. The transcript is spliced from 3 exons. NCBI's taxonomy places the organism in Eukaryota, Metazoa, Chordata, Lepidosauria, Squamata, Sphaerodactylidae. Bases 11 to 853 code for a protein of 280 amino acids.
CACAACCAAGAUGGCGCUGGCCAGCCUGCUGGGGCCGCGGCAGGCCGUGAACCGGGCCGGGUACUUCGGUUUGGGGGCCGGCUGCGAAUUCCGGCUGCCCGCGCUCAGCACUGGCGGCGGAGGAGAGAAGGGGGCGGAGGCCCCGGCCUCGGGGCUGCCCUUGGCCCUGGCCGCCCCCUGCCCCGGCACCGCCGCGGCGGAGGCCAAGAUCGAGCUCUUGCACGGGACCACCACGCUGGCCUUCAAGUUCCAGCAUGGUGUGAUUGUGGCGGUAGACUCACGGGCCACAGCCGGAGUCUACAUUGCAUCCCAGACUGUUAAGAAGGUCAUCGAGAUCAACCCUUACCUCCUGGGCACCAUGGCUGGCGGUGCGGCGGAUUGCAGCUUCUGGGAGCGGCUGCUCGCGCGGCAGUGCCGCAUCUAUGAACUCCGCAACAAGGAGCGCAUCUCAGUGGCUGCGGCCUCCAAGCUGCUGGCCAACAUGGUGUAUCAGUACAAGGGCAUGGGGCUGUCCAUGGGGACCAUGAUCUGCGGCUGGGACAAGCGAGGUCCAGGUCUGUACUACGUGGACAGCGAGGGGAACCGCAUCUCCGGCACGGUUUUCUCUGUGGGCUCUGGUUCCGUCUACGCCUACGGGGUGAUGGACCGAGGCUACUCCCAUGACCUCUCGGUCGAGGAAGCCUACGAUCUGGCCCGUCGCGCUAUUUACCAGGCCACGUACCGUGACGCCUACUCAGGGGGCACGGUCAACCUCUACCACGUCCGCCAGGAUGGCUGGAUCCGUGUUUCCAGUGACGAUGUGGCCAAGCUACAUGAAUUGUUCAUCGACACCACCCCGGAGACAGUGGCUUAA